Messenger RNA from Molossus molossus (Pallas's mastiff bat), 2104 nucleotides. RefSeq names its product zinc finger protein 157 (gene ZNF157). Gene Ontology annotation, molecular function: DNA-binding transcription repressor activity, RNA polymerase II-specific. The transcript has 5 exons. Gene Ontology annotation, biological process: negative regulation of transcription by RNA polymerase II. The record is from RefSeq and is a predicted model, not a curated record. The coding region runs from base 27 to 1688 and encodes 553 amino acids. Lineage: Eukaryota; Metazoa; Chordata; Mammalia; Chiroptera; Molossidae.
CGAGCACGUCUUGGAGAUGCAUUUUCAUGAAAAGAUUUCUUGGUGUCUCUGUGGAGCUGUUGCGCAUUCUCCUUAUUGGAGGUGCAGGAUCUUCCUUUCAUUCUGACUAUAGCCCACCUACAGACACCCCUCCAGUUUUGGAAGUUGGGCUGAGACCCAAGAUGAACAUGCCAGCUAAUGAGACAUCAUUCCAGAGGUUCUCUGCCUGGGUUCUGGGACAACCUGGCAGAUCGUUUAAGGGAUCUGUGUCUUUCGAGGAUGUGGCUGUGGAUUUUACCCGACAGGAGUGGUACAGACUGGACCCUGGUCAGAGGAGCAUGCACAAGGAUGUGAUGCUGGAGAACUACAGCAACCUGGCAUCUGUGGGCCUCUGCGUGGCCAAACCAGAGAUGAUCUUCAAGUUGGAGCGAGGAGAAGAGCUGUGGAUAUUAGAGGAGGAAUCCUCAGGCCAUGGUUGCCCAGGAUCUCUCUCACUGCUGUGUGGCAACAAUUCUGUUGGGGGUAAUGCCCUCAGGCAUGAUAAUGACCUUCUUCAGCAUCAGAAGAUUCAAACUUUGGAUCAAACUCUUGAAUAUAAUGGAUAUGGGAAAGUUUUCUACAAGAAAACAGGCUUUGUUGGACAUAAAAGAACACACACAGGAGAUAAAAACUUUGAAUGCCAUGAAUGCAGGAAAACUUACUGUAGGAAAUCAAACCUUAUUGAACAUCUGAGAAUACACACAGGGGAGAGACCCUAUAAAUGCAAUGAUUGUGCAAAAACCUUUAGUGCAAGAUCAUACCUCAUUGCUCACCAUAAAACUCACACAGGGGAGAAGCCCUUUGAAUGUAAUGAAUGUGGGAAAUCUUUUGGUAGGAAGUCACAACUCAUUUUACAUCAGAGAACGCACACAGGAGAGAGACCCUAUGAAUGUACUGAAUGUAGGAAAACCUUUUCUGAGAAGGCAACCCUCACAAUUCAUCAGAGAACUCACACAGGGGAGAAACCCUAUGAAUGUAGUGAAUGUGGGAGAAAAUUUCGCGUUAAGAUAUCCCUUACCCAACACCAGAGAACUCACACCGGGGAGAAACCCUAUGAAUGUGGUGAUUGUGGGAAAAACUUCCGUGCAAAGAAAUCCCUAAAUCAACACCAGAGAACCCACACAGGUGAGAAACCCUAUAAAUGUGAGGAAUGUGGGAAAUUCUUUAGAAUGAAGACAACUCUCAAUAAUCAUCAAAGAACUCACACAGGUGAAAAACCUUAUCAAUGUAAUGAAUGUGGGAAAUCUUUCAGGGUGCACUCAUCUCUUGGGAUACAUCAGCGAAUUCACACAGGAGAAAAACCUUAUGAAUGUAACAAAUGUGGUAAUGCCUUCUAUGUUAAAGCACGCCUCAUUGAACAUCAGAGAAUGCAUUCAGGAGAGAAACCCUAUGAAUGUAGUGAAUGUGGAAAAAUCUUUAGUAUGAAGAAAUCCCUUUGUCAACACCAGAAAACUCACACAGGAGAGAAACCGUAUGAAUGUAGUGAAUGUGGAAAUGCCUUUUAUUUGAAAGUACGCCUCAUUGAACAUCAGCGAAUUCACACAGGAGAGAGACCCUUUGAGUGUCAAGAAUGUGGGAAAGCCUUCUGCCGUAAAGCACACCUCACAGAACAUCAGAGAACUCACGUAGGUCGGCACUUGCCUUAUGCUAUGGAGAAAACUUCUCUGUGAAGACUCCUCUCACCAUUUGAUCAAGCCCUUUGGACCAUCUGAUCACCAGGGUGCCCAGAGUGCACCUGUAACAGUUUGGCUCCUACUUUGUGUGAAAUGUCCUGAUCCCCUUAGGGGAGAGUUCAUUGUUGUUUUUAUAUCAUUUGGAUUUCCCUAAUUAGUGGUGAAGUUGAACAUCUUCCUUUCUGUUGAUUGCUUAUUUGGGUUUUUCUUCUGUGUGUUGACUGUUUAUAUCUUUUUGCUCAUUGUUUUCCUGUGGGCAGUUUAUCUUUUACCUAUUGGUUUAAAUGUUGUUUUUUUAAAUAUAUGAGUCUAUAAAAAUUCUUUUUUCAGUCAUGUGUGUUGCAGAGAUCUUCUUCCACACUGUGGCUAGUUCUUUAAUUUUGUUAACUCUUCUGCUCAGGUUUUAUGUUUUA